AUGUUAUUGACACAAAUAUCAUCAAUAAAAUAUUUACUUCGUCAAGGAUUACCACUACGUGGACAUGAUGAACCAGAAAGCAAUUUAAUACAAUUAAUGAAAUUACUCAGUCAAGAUGUAAAUGCUAAAGAAUUAUCACUUAAAAUAAUUCAAGAUAUAAUUCAACAGAUUCUUGAACGACACUGGUUUGCACUCAUAUGUGAUGAAAUUGCUGAUGAAGCAAAUAAAGAACAAUUAUGUAUUAAAAUUCGUUCGGUUGAUAAGCAACAUGUAAUUCAUGAAAAUGUAAUAGAAGCAAUUGUUGAUCCAUUAACAAAAUGUGGUUUAAAUAUUAAACAAUGCCGUGGUCAAGGCCAUGAUGGGGCGGUAAAUAUGGGUGGAAUUCAUGAGGAGGUUGCUGCUAAAAUAUUACAAUCAGAAAAAAAAGCAUUUUAUAUCCGUUGUAAUGUACAUCGUUUAGAUUUAUCUAUACAAGAUUUAACAAGACAAUGUUCAACAAUGGAUACGACAAUUACAUACACAAAAGAUAUUAUUGGACUUGUUCAAUUUGAACAGCAGAUGAAUCAAUUUGAUUAUUGGCAUAUUUAUCUUAUUUGUCUGACAGUAUUAGUUGUGGCUGGGUUUCUUAUUUAUUGUUGUGUUCGGCGGAAACUGCAUGGCUUAGUUGAAAUAAAUCGUGAUGUCGUUGAUAGUAGUGCUGUAGAAAUGUCGCGACUUUUGGCCGCAGCAAGAAGCCAUUUUUGCCACGAUCGUCAAUCAGCAGAACAUCUAACAGUGCCACAAAAGAAUGAUUCAUUAGAUAAAAAAUUAACAACUUUUUUAGAAGUUUAA
Messenger RNA from Didymodactylos carnosus, 831 nucleotides. The record is from the annotation of a GenBank genome assembly. Lineage: Eukaryota; Metazoa; Rotifera; Eurotatoria; Philodinida; Philodinidae.